Molecule: messenger RNA, 13587 nt
Organism: Mytilus trossulus (common blue mussel)
Lineage: Eukaryota; Metazoa; Mollusca; Bivalvia; Mytilida; Mytilidae
Product: fibrocystin-L-like
Exons: 56
Coding region: 1-13488 (4495 amino acids)
Source: RefSeq, a predicted model, not a curated record
AUGGAUAAAAAUACAAAUAUUACAAGUACAAGUAGACGUGGCUGGGUACAUCCUAACAACAAAAAGACACUAACCGUUCGGUCAGUAUUAAAAGUAAAUACUAUAGCAGGAAGUUUAAAUGGAGGAACAAAGAUUACAAUUGACGGAACUGGAUUUGCCACAAACCAAUACGAUGGUGGCAACACAGUAUUCUUGACAUCAGAUACAGAGGUAGUGGAAUGUAAAGUACAGAAGGAUGGAACAACAGAAGUACAAAUUUUAUGUGUAACAGAACCAGCAAAAGAAGGAUAUUAUUUUGUAAAAGUUAAUGUGGAUGGUGAGGACAUUCCACCAGAAUUCCUCUGUAAGGGUAAUCCAAAACACUCAAGCUGCAGAUUUAGAUAUACCAUUAACAACACUCCAACAAUAACAGAGAUGCAGCAGUCAGCACCACCUGGUGAAGUUAUUGAAAUGAAAGGUAAAAUCAUGUCAGCAGUAUAUGGCAGUAACAUAAUCAGUACAGCAAUAACAAAUAGUAUCAGUGAUCCUAUACUAAGAGUUUAUGCUGCCUUCCAGUUGUGUGAAUUAAAGAUGCCAAAUGAUGUGUUUUAUGGUAUAACAUUAGAUGAUGACGGACUAGCCAAAACAGGCACCUUGAAAUGUAAAAUGACUGGAACCUUCAUAGGUAACAGUAAUGCCAGUAUUAUAGUUGAUGGUCCAUAUGGAAGAACGUUACCAGACCUUGAUCUGCUUCGUGUAUCAGGUAAUGGUGAGAUCUACAUGAUCCAGACGUACGCUGAGGUAACUGGUAUAUCUCCACCAUUAGGGAGUACGGAAGGAGGACUCAGGUUAACUGUUACAGGGAACAAUUUCGAUACAAAUGUUAAAGUUACAAUUGGAGAUACAAUGUGUGAAAUAGAAGGGAAGGUUACUCCUUCCAGCUUUGUGUGUGUAACAGCCAAACAAUCUUCAUCCUCAGCUUAUCCUGGUAAUCGAGGACUCAUUUGGGAAAGAUGGAAUGAAACAACCUCCUCAUUUGCUAAUUUGGUAACCACUAUAGCAGGAUUAUCUGGAGCAGAGCUUGAUUAUAGUACUAGUCAUAUUGAUGAUUUCUUUUUUGAGGAUCAGGGCAAUGGUUUUGUAUCCAGAGUGAAGGGAUUUUUUGUACCUCCUUCAAGUGGAAAGUACACAUUUCAUAUCCUUGGAAACGGUGGAGCCAGACUUUAUUUGACUACAAAUGCUGCAGACACACAAAAUCCUGCAUCAAAGGUUGAGGUAGUAAUCAGUUCCAGCAGUACUACAAGUUAUAGAAACUCAGCUAACAGCUAUCAAUUGACUAAAGGAAUGCUUUAUUAUAUAGAAGCAAUUCACCAAGUAACUUCAGGAUCAGCCAAAUUACAGGUUGCAGCUCGGUUUUUAAACACAGAGUUAUUAAACACCCAAACUGGUUUUGCAAAACAGGAAAGAGUUAGAUUGAACUUUGGAUCAACUGUAGUAAAAGCAGUUCAGACCAUGACCAUAACUGGAUUCUCUUCCAUGAACCAAACUAAUGCUGCCUACCAAGUACAGGUGACAGAACAAAGUGGUGGCUUUACUGAUGCUACAUACCAGCUCUGUAUAUAUAGCUCAUGUACAGAACCCUUGACGACUUCAGCUGAUAAUACAGAAGUUGAGGCUUCUAUGAAUGAUCUUGCUUUCUUAGAGACAUCUGAGUCCUUCACAGUAGCAGCUGCACCCACCACUCCACAACCAGGGACUCUACUAACAAUUACCUUCAACUCAGAACGAGGAGGACUUGGUGGAAUUCAAAUCAUGACAACACCAGGCAGUAGUGGGGAAACCCUGGCAGCAACUGGUAGCCAGACCACUUUAGGAAGCCCUAGUGGUGAUUUCCUGGCUGUAUUACAUACUGGUUUAACUGUUCCCUCUCCUCUAUUUAGUCCAACUGCUUCAGCUCAACAGGUGGAAACUGCAUUGAGUAUUAUGUAUGGUACCAGAUGCUCCAAAAAGCUGAAAAAUCCAGUAGGUAAAAGUCGACAUUAUACUUUUGAAACAUCCAUUCCUACUGGUUUUGGUGGAAUGUUGACCAAUAAAGUGGAACCAUUUUGUGGACAAAAGGUUGUAAGGAACCCAAGCUAUCUAUUUAGAGAUAUGGUGGCGACUAGCAAAGGACUAUUUUUAACAACUAGUGUAUUUUUGGUCUGCUUUGCUUAUCGUGGAAAUGAAAUUCAGAGCAGAAUUCGUCUAUCCUACACUUACCAGAAUGAUAUGUUAGAGUACACAUACACCUAUUAUGAUGUACCUGUUACGUUAAAUACAGACGAAGGAUGGCACCUUCACUGCUUAGACAUGAAAGCUGCACUAAGUCAACGACAUGCCAUGCCAAAUCAACCAGCUGCUCUUAAAUUCUACGUUAAAGAAAUUAGAGUGUUUAAACAGGGUAUUGUCCAGGAAUUCUUUAUUGAUGAUGUGUACAUUGGAAGGAAAGCUCCUGUUGAUGAUUUAGAUAAAGUAAAUGAGUAUAGAAUUUUACCAUCAAAACCAAACAAUGCCUUGAUGGAAUCAGUAUCUGUUGUUUCACCUUCAAUUGGUGUUUAUGAAAUAACUUUUACACCUCAUGAUUGUGGCUACAAUUUCCCUGCACUAACACCAGUUAUUCCCCUUGUUACUGGCGGCCAGGUGGCAGUAUCCCGGACAACCGAGGCAUCACCACCAUUGACAGGAACAUACGAUGUUGAAUUUAAUGGUGAAACUGUAACAGGUAUUGACUACAGUCUAGAAAAUGAAUUGUUAGCAGAUGAACUGGAAACCAUACCAGGAAUUGGUAAUCUAGGUGUUAAACGGUCAGGAGACUGUGCUAACUUUAAAUAUGACAUCACAUUUCUGUCUCGUCCUGGAGAUGUCCCACCUUUGAAUAUUGAUGGUAGUGGUAUAAAUGGAGUUGGUGUUGUAGUAACCUCACAGAAAAUAGAAGAUGGUGGAUUGUGGUUUGGUCCAAUUUUUGGAGAGUUUUUAAGAACAUUCCAUUUAAAACCUCAGGUUUCUGUUGUUGUUAACGAUAUCCCGUCCCUUUGUGACGGUGACUGUACAUUUGAGUGGUCAUCAACAAGUACACCUUCAUUAACUCCAAGUAGUCUUACUUCAGGAGUGUCCGGUACAAAUAUCACUAUAACUGGAUCAGGAUUUGAUACUUCACCGGAAAAUAACAUUGUAAUGAUUGGAGAUGUUGACUGCUACACAUUUGAAGCAAAAGCUGAUGGGACAGAAAUCCAGUGUACUGCAGGCGAGGGUCCUAGAAAUUUAGAAUUUAUAACAGUGAGAGUGAUUGGAAAAGGCUAUGCUACUGGAAGGAAGAUAUUUAUUUUCACUAUGAGUUUGACUGAUUUUUCACCAUUAACAGUCAGUUUAGGAGGUGGUACACUACUUGAUGUAAAUGGAGAGGGAUUUGCUGAAAAUGUUGCAAUUUUUGUCAAUGAGGUUCCAUGUGUAGUGGUUGAAGGGACAACACGAUUAGCUAGAUGUAUUCUUCCAGCACUGCCAGCAGGAGGUUAUUUUGUUAAAGUGAUAAGUGGAGGACUGACUAUCUUAUCUGCUGCAUCUAUACAGUAUGAUGCUUCUACUACACCCAUGAUAACCAACGUUAGUCCUACCACAGAGGGAGUAGUAGGUGGUUCUCAACUGACCAUUACUGGUUCUGGGUUUUCUAAUAGUGGAACUCUUCGUAUUGGAGAUACAGAACUACCAGAUGCUGUAUUUACAGACACUACCAUCACUGCUACUCUUCCAUCCAUGUCACAAGGAGUUAAAAAAGUCUGGGUGUUUGCUAGUACCACUAAUGGCGCAGCUGUCAACAGUUUGAACAAGGUUCCAGAAAUAGAAUAUCUGCUAAAAGUGACUAAUGUAUUCCCUAAGUCUGGAUCCCUGUUUGGUGGUACCAGAGUAACAAUAACAGGUGCUGGGUUCAGUACAAAUGGAUCACUGGCAGAGGUUAAAGUUGGUGACACUGACUGUAAUGUUGACUUCACCAGUGAGACACUGAUUGAGUGUACCAUACAAGAUACAGGAGAUGUUGUGGAGAUCACCAAUCAAGGAAUACAUAAAGUACAUGGUAAGGGCUAUGCAUGGAUUCCUAAGAAUGCCAACGCAAAAGUAGGUGAUACGAUAAGAUGGACAUGGACAACUUAUCCCUAUAUAAAUAACUUUAAACCUUGUGUAAGACAGACUGUUAACCUGACAUCCAUGGUUCUACCAGACGACGGAUUUAUCAGUGCAGCAUCACCAAAUGGUGUGUUUGAAUACAGAGUAUCAGAAGCCAAUGUGACCUAUUAUUAUUCCAGUUGUUGGAUAGAGGAGUAUGAAAUCAUCCGUUACGUUGGAACAUUGAUUGUAGAAGACAAACCUCAGUCUGUAGAGGAGGUCAUGGUAAAAGUAGGAGGAUAUGAGGCCACUUACGACGUUAAUUCAGGUGUUUCCGACCCAAAUGCACCAUCAGGGUGUAGUGAAAUAAGAACACCUAAAACAGGUUGUACCACAGCCCCACCAACAGGGGGAGCUGCUGACAAGUUUAACUUCCUAUUACAGACAUGCUUCACACCAGUAGUUAAUUCCUUCAGUACAAAUGAUGGGACAACAUCUGAUAGUAUUACAAUCUCAGGUGAAGGUUUCUCCUCUACACCCUGCCAAAAUGAAGUUUACGUUGGAGAAAACAUGUGUUCGGUCCAGUCAUCUACUGAUAGUCAGAUAGUAUGUUCACUGGAUGCAGCUAGUUCACCAUUGGUAUGCAAGCCACAAAUGUUCAAUGUUCGAGUCGCUAAUCGAGGAAAUGCCAAUAUAGAGGUCAGUGGUCAGAAUGGUAGGCGAUUUGUGUUGUAUCCAAUGAUCAGUGAUAUCUCUCCAUCCUCUGUAUCCAUCAAUGGUCAAGGUUUACUGACUAUAACAGGAUCUGGUUUCCAAGGUGAUGAGAACUCCAUUGUUGUUACAGUUGGUUCAUUGACUUGUGCAAUCCAGUCUGUUUCCUACACUGAGAUAACUUGUACAAUGCCAGCAUUUUCAGCAAGUAACCAGUUGGUAGAGGUUAAGGUCGGUGCCUAUGGACAUGUGUGUGAUGCAAGAUGUGAAGUUUCUCCAUCCUGUGAAAUAAACUAUGCUCUGGCUAGCACACCAGAAAUGACAAGUGUUGCUCCCAUAACAUUUGAUGGUACAUCUACUCCAGUAACAAUUACAGGUCAAGGAUUUGGUACAGAUAGUUCAAAUGUAAUGGUUACAAUUGGCGGGGCUGAUUGUACUGUUACCGUUGCAGCUGCUCAGACUGUUGCAUGUACAAUAACCAAUGUACCUGUUGGAUCUCAACCUGUAGUUGUAUUGCUGAAAGACACUGGAUUAGCAACAAACACUAACAAUAUACAGAUAACAAGCCAAGCAGUCAUUUCUAGCAUAACUCCAUCAGAAGGGAGUAUCCAUGGUGGUACUAUGAUUGAUAUUGUUGGAAAUGGAUUCACAGAUGAUACAGUUGUUACAAUAGAUGGAGCCACUUGUCAAAUAAGUCUUGUGACCUUGUCCUCUGUCAAGUGCAUGACACCACCACAUGCUGCACAAAUGGGAGUAGCUGUCAACGUCAUGGCUAACGGUGUAAAUUAUCCAGCUAAGCCUUUUGAUUACAAUACUGCAGCAACCCCACAAGUCAAUAGCAUCACAUUCACAACGCCUCAUGCAGGAGAAACUGUAUUCAUCAAUGGUGCUGGAUUCUCAAGUGACCAGACUAAAAAUAAAGUAACCAUAAAUUCUGUUGAUUGUCCAGUGACCUCUUCGACGUCUACAGGAGUUCAAUGUACAGCCCCUGCCCUACCUGAUGGAACACACAGUGUCGUUGUUCGUGUAGAAGGGAAAGGAUUAUCAAAUGACGAUCAAACAGUUACUUAUGUCAUUACAUUAUCAGCAAUAAAUCCAACUCAAGGUAGUGUUGGUGGUGGACAGAAGGUGACCCUAACAGGAUCAGGAUUCAGGAAUACAACAAUAGUUGAAAUUUGCAAUCAAGAAUGUGAGAGAGACAUGUCUGAGGUGCAGACAGCAGCACAAAUAAUAUGUUUAGUUCCACCAGCUAGUGGUUCAGUUACAAGUACCUUUGGAUGUGAUGUAGAAGUCCAAAACUCCCAGUCAGGAAGACGUAAAAGGAAUCCAAUUACCUUUACCUACAUGGCAAGCCUGACUCCAUCCAUCACUAAUGUAACACCACGUCGAGGGGGCACAGGUGGAGGGGUAACAAUUACCAUUGAAGGAUCUGGAUUUGGAACUGUUGCCAGUGAUAUUGAUGUUAAGAUAGCAGGGACACCAUGUACAGUAAUUAAUACCGUGGUGGAUACUCAAGUAACAUGUAUGACAGGGGAGCACUCACCAGCAGAGGUCACUAGUGUCAUGGUCCAAGUCGGUGGAAAUGGAUAUUCUAUUGAGGCUAGUCCUGGAGAUGCCAAGUUCCAGUAUGUUGAUCUGUGGUCUUCCCCCUGGACCUGGGGUGGAAACCCCCCACCAGGGGAUGGCACUUUGGUGGUUAUAAAGAAAGGACAAACUGUUGUAUUGGAUCAGAAUACAGCAUCUCUGAAAGCUUUGUUAAUAAAAGGUGGUGAGCUAAUAUUUGAUGAGGCAGAUGUAGAAAUAAAGGCAGACAACAUUUUAAUCCUAGAUGGAGGACUAUUACAGGUUGGUACAGAGGAUAAACCUUUUCAACAUAGAGCCAUUAUCACUGGUACUGGACAUGUCAGAACUAAAGAACUGCCUAUUUAUGGAACUAAGUCAGUUGGUGUUAGAGAAGGCAGACUAGAUCUUCAUGGUCAGGUCAUAGAUUUUACAUGGACAAAGUUAGCCAUGACUGCAACUGUAGGGAGUAACACAAUAAAGGUUAAAGACUCUGUGGGCAGUGGUACAAGACCAUGGAGAACUGGAGAUCAAAUUGCUAUAGCAUCUACUGGUCACUUCAACUCUCAAGUACAGAAUGAGUUACAUACUAUUGAUUCCGUUGAGUUAGACGGGGUAACUAUACAUCUGACUGAUACCCUGAAAUAUGAACAUCUUGGAACGUCUGAAACAAUUGGUGGACACACUCUAGAAUACAGAGCAGAAGUAGCUAUGUUGACACGUAAUAUUCUCGUAAGAGGGUUUAGCGACCCCCAAUGGGAAGAAGAGAUUGAAAAAUGUGAUGCAGGAUUUAAUACAGGUGAAUUUGCUGUACAAAGCUGCUUUCUUGGAAGAUUUGGUGAAGAACUAGGAAAUGAUCAGUUUGGUGUUCAAAUUAUAGUUCAUCCACCAGAAUAUGAUAAACAUCUAGCCCAGGCAUAUGUUGAAUAUGUGGAGUUUACUCAUGCAGGACAAGCUUUCCGUCUUGGAAGAUAUCCAAUGCAUUACCAUUUGAAUGGAGAUAUGACAGGAUCUUAUGUUAGAGGAUGUGCCUUCCACCAAACAUUUAAUAGAGCUGUCAAUAUCCAUGGUACUCACAAUGUAUUGGUUCAAAAUAAUGUGGGAUUUAAUGUAAUGGGUGGAGCUUUCUUUUUGGAAGAUGGUAUUGAAACAGGAAACAUUUUUGAUGGCAACCUUCUGAUAUUUGUACGGGAAAGUUCGAGUUUGCAGAAUGAUGACAUAACACCUGCAGCCUUCUGGAUCACUCACCCAAAUAAUACAGUAACGAACAAUGCAGCUGCUGGGGGAACUCAUUUUGGUUUUUGGUAUCGACUUAAAAGCACUCCAACAGGUCCAUCACGUACCGACUCUAUCAAUCCAAAACAUGAUAUAAUGGGUAAAUUUGAAGAUAAUUCAUGUCAUUCAUGUGGAUGGUUUGGUUUAUGGUUAUUUGAAGAUUAUUUGCCACGAGACAAUGGAUUAUCCAGUGGAGCUCCAACAACUGCUGUAUUUAAGAAUAUGUACACAUGGAAUUGUGACAAAGGGGCGGAGCUUGUUAAUGGAGGGGCAGUACAGUUUGAAAAUUUCAAAAUGGUCAAUAAUAGGAAAGCUGGAUUUGAGAUUAAACAAAUUAAGGAAGGUGAUUUCUAUGCAAACACUGGAGCAUUGAUUAAAGAUGGAUUUGUUGUCAUGUCUUCACCAUUGCUAGGAUCUGCCAAUAGCCCAGGUGGCAUAGUUCUUCCACUCACAAAUAGGUUGUUAGUGGAUGGAGUAGAGUUUCACGAAUGCACCCAGUCAAACUGUGCAGCCUUUAAAUAUGCAUCCAUAACAGGUAAAAGUAGUACUUAUAGUGGAGGUUGUAUGGCUCAAACUAAAAGUCUGGUAUUCAAUAAUGUUGGCCCUAACCAUAGAGGUAUAUUUGACUGGGAAUUCCAUGGACGUAUAAAGGAUUUAGAUGGAUCCUUGAUUGAUGAUGUUUCAAAAGCAGAUUGGACUAUUGCCACAACAACAGGACUAUUACCAGACACUUGUGUGGCCUUCCCAGGAUUUUCACAACCUGGAAAAAGCCCAGCCAGUAUAUGUCCUCCAGAUGUCAAAUUCCACAGAUUUUCUUUCAAUAAUAUAAAACCUGAAUCAUUAGACUUUAAAGAUUUUGAGAUAGAAAGUAGCAAUGGUAAAUCUGUUGGCCCAUGGGCAAGGAAAAGGAUGACACAUCCAAAAGGCUGGAUGGUUUAUCUGGUCAGCCAGACAACGUACACACUUACAUGGAAAGAUGCAGAUCAAACAACAAACAUUAGUUUUACUGGUGUUCUAGAUUCAAUGACGGAUGGGGACUGGGUCAUCUUUAAAAUGAAUGUAGCACAGAAACCUGAUUGUGUGGAAACUGAUGGAAUCUGUGUCAAUGAAACAGAUGCUGCAUUACUAGAUGGCAGCACUCAUUUCCAUGGAGAUUGGAUUUAUUCUCCAAACGAUAUGACAGUCACUUAUUUAGUUUCCCUGACAAAACGAGGUGCUGCAAGACGAAAGAGAGCUACAAAUGAUCUGUACCAACAAAUUAAUCUGAAAUUCCAGUUAUUUAAGUGUGCCUAUGCAGAUUGCAAGGUACCAUUAGAUCCGUAUGAUAUAGCUCCUGUAGAUGUCAGAUCAGCUGAUGCUGUAUUCUGGUCAGCUAAUACAUCAUGGCCGAAUGAAACACUUCCUGUAGACGGAGCUUGUCUCACAAUUCCUGAAGGUGUAUGGAUGGUAGCUGACACUACAAUCCCUCCCUUGUGUGAACUGAUUCUAUAUGGAACAUUGGAACUAGAGGCUGACGAUGGACAGGGAGGAAAGCGUAGUUUUGAAAUCAAGACACCACGUAUAGUUAUCAUGGGCAAAGGUCGACUGAUUGCAGGAUUCAACAUCAAUCAACCAUUCUUAGGAAAUCUACAUAUUAUUCUUCAGGGAAGCCAUAGCUCUCCUAAUUAUAUCCUUGAACCUGAUGGCAGAGACAUCGGAAAGAAGGUCAUAGGUGUUUUUGGUGGUCUUGAUUUGAAUGGUAAACUAAUAACAACAUCCUGGACAACAUUAGCAGAGAUGGCAAACAUUGGUGACCAGAGUAUAAAUAUAACUGGGGAUGUCGGCUGGGUAGCUGGAAAUGAAAUUGUUAUAGCACCAACAGGAUACAGUGCCUGGGAAACAGAAACGUUCAAAAUUAAUGCAGUAUCUGUUUUCAAUGGAAAUACAAUUCUCACGCUUAAUGAUACCGUCAAGUAUAAACAUUUAGCUCAUGAGGAGACAAUAAAUGGUAAAACUCUAUCAGUGAGAGCUGAGGUUGGAUUGUUUAGUCGGAAUAUUAAAGUAGAAGGGGAAGAUUACAGUGAUCUUUACCCAGAAUCCUUUGGUGGUUACAUCCUUGUUAGUGCUUCAUCUAUUGGAACAGGCCAUGCUAGAAUAUCAAAUGUUGAGUUCUACCACAUGGGACAAGAAGGCUAUACUGAAGAUUACGAUCCACGAUAUGCCAUUGCCUACGUUGACCACGGUCCCGUCAGUAAUAAUAAACCAUCCUAUGUGAAGUCCAAUGCCUUCCAUCAUGGUUUCUCACCUGCGAUAGGAGUAUACAACACACAGAGUCUACCUGUGGAAGAUAAUGUAAUCCAUUUUACUAUAAAAUAUGCAAUAAAGUCUAAUUCUAUGAACACACAGCUUAGAAGAAAUUUGUUAGUCCUGAAUGUGUGGGAGGGUACUUAUCUAAACAGACACGAAAUCAGUAACUACGAUCACGAUGGGUCCAUGUCAUUGAUGGAGGCAUCAAAUGUAGUACUAGAAAACAAUGCCGUGUCCGGUGGUGAGAGGUCUUGUUACCACGUUCCUCCCCAGUCAUGUGACUCAACCACAGGUUUAUACUCUGGAAACAUUGCAAGAACAUGUCUCCUUGGUGUUAUGGUACUUCCAACUGAUUCUGUGCCAGGAACUUGUGCCAAAUUCACUGGAUUUGCUAUGUCUAAGUGUGCAUACUUUGGAAUAUAUUAUAACAAUAGACCAAGUCUUGUAGUUGAUGAUGUUUGUAUUUCUGACAGUGCCGUAGGUAUAUUCCCUAUGAUCAUUGGACCAUCUGCUACUUCACACCAGUAUGAUGAUAAAGCGGCCCUUAUUUCUAAUUCCUUGAUUGUUGGUAAAUCAUCAGCCUAUGAUUGCUCCACUGAUGUUCUUGACUUAAGUGACGCCAAUAUACAAAUAGCUGUCCAAAGCAGACCUACAGAGCUCAAUAGAAGAAUUGGUGUUGUCUUUACAAGUUUUACAAGUGGAUCCAAUAAAUGUCCAGAGAAACCAUGUUUCAACAUUAUGGCCUACCAAGCAAUCAAAGGAUUAACCCGAAUUGAAGGUGUAACAUUUUCUGGAUUCAAUAAUGAGUGUUCAACCAACGGUGCUGCCAUAGCAACCAACACCAAUAACGAUGAUGGCCAACAUCCAGUAGAGGUACAAGGAUUGACAUUUGAUAAUGUUGACAUGGCUCAUCGUGCCUUUUAUCAUCGUCCUAGACUUUCAACAAUUAAUGGUGCUGACUGUGUAGACAUGGACUGUGAUGGGUUAAAGAAGGCUUUAAUCAAAGAUAAAGACAACAGUCUACUAGGUGCUGUAGGAGCUGUGGUUCCUCAGUCUGAAUUCAUGUGGAGUGAUGACGUUCAAAAUCAACGUGGUCUUGGAGAUUACAGACUUCCAAAAUCUAUGUUGACUACUGUCAGUGGAAUCAGGAUUGAUGCUGCAGAAUAUAAAGGUGUUAUAAGAAACCAGUCCUGUACAUACCAUACUGAAUGGCAAGCUUAUGAAUGCAUUGGAAUGAAUUAUGAAAUGUUAGUCAUAGAAAGCAUGGAUGAGGAUACAGAAACAAGGAGGAUUUCACCAGUGGGUAUCAUGUCCUAUGAUCAGAAUGGGUAUGGAUAUGUGGACCUUAUUAAUGGACCCCAAGAUCAUGGAUGGUGUAGUGGUUACACAUGUAGAAAACGUUUAUCCACAUUCCAGGCAUUAGUCAUAACAGAAAAAUCUUACGUCAUACAUUUCACUGGAACCACUCCACAAGGCAUGAGGUAUUUCUUACUUAAUACAGAUGACACACAAGCCAUAGUCCUGGGAGUAUGGUACUCCAAACCUUUCAGACUGGAUGUAUAUUAUAAAGAUGUACAUGUUAUGCCACAAAAUGGUGAAUAUAAAUCCAUCGGCGGUCAAGACGUCUACAACCUCAAACCAGAAAAUUUUAUAAAUGAGUACGUUCCUCUCCCAGAGGAUCCUGCAGGCACCAAUUGGUAUGAUAGGGACGAAGGAAUGUUAUACUUUGUUGUCCGUGGACCAUCAGAGAUUGAAAUAAAGACAGUUCAGGCAGUUAUUAUCAGCUUCAAAUAUCCGCCAGCCACAGUUGAUGUUUUCUAUGGAGCACAAGUUGUACAAUAUAUUGCGGAUUUCUUUGAUAUUGACCCAGAGAAGGUGCGUUUGGUUAACAUUAUCAGUGCUAAUUCUGGAGGCGGAAGGAGACGUAAAAGAGCUGCUGAUUCCGAUGUAUUAGUUAUUGAAAUUGGAGAUGAACCCUCUUAUAAUUAUAAUGGAACUGUUCCAAACCCGUUGACAUGGGAACAACUACAGCAGGUUUUGUCUAUGUUUGUGGAUCAAGGUCAGCUGGGUAAUUUUAGCGCCAUUCUGAAUGGUAAAGUUAUUGGUGUGUCAGUAGUUCCACCACAGUCCCGUAAUGAUUCUACGUGGGCCACAAUUAAUGAUGGGACUCUUCAAGGAUACAGGAUCCUUGUGGUAGUAGAUAGAUUAGCCAUUCAUCAGAAUAUAGUACCUACCUAUGAAGGAUUACCAUUCACUAAACAGCCUAAGAUCAAAGUCUUAGAUACAUAUGGAAACAGAAUAUCAGAACUUGGUACAGAAGAGUACCCCUGGUUUGUCACGGCAACCUUAAGGGGAGGUAACCCCUCUGGUGAAUUGAUGGGAAACACAACAGUACAGUUUGUUGAUGGCUGGGCUAACUUUACCAAUCUAGGAAUCAACUGGUUUGGUUCUGAUUACAUCGUAGACUUUAACAUAUCAUCGCCACAAGAAGGAGAGAAUUACACUGUAUCAUCUGAUCCCAUUACUAUACCAGCUCGACAAAUACAUGCUGUUAUCCUUGAUGGAAGCAUACAAGUAGUAGAACAAAGCUCUAUGUCUGUAACCAUAGAACUGAGGGAUUCUAUAUCAGGGAUGGUUGUAGAGGAUAUAGCAUGGAGGAACCAUGUAUGGAAUGUAGAAGCCACGUUAAGUAAACCUGAAUUAUACAAGGGUACAUUAUCUGGAUCAAGACAGAUUGGAUUUGAGACAUCUAACUCUAGAGCCUCAUUUUCUUCUAUACAAGUAUCAUCAUAUGGGAUGUAUAUUGUCAAAUAUCAUGUAGCAUCUGUUCCUGCAGACUACGACUUCUAUGUAGAACAUUUGGUUACAGCUAGAGGACAGCACCAUGUAACCAUGCCAAUGGAUCAAACAGUGGAACUAAAAUUGAAGUUUAGUGAGAAUUAUCAAACUGUUAUAGGAGGUGAAGGGAAUUACGCUGCAGCCUACUUAGGAAGCUGGUUUGCUCAUGAAAACCAAAACAUUGAAGUUCUCAAAUCAACAGUUUCUUCUGGAAGUAUAAUUUGGAUCUUGACAAUAAAUGGUACAACUACCAGCAUCAACAACACCUUGUACUCUACAUGUAAUGUUAUUGGCAAUGGAGUAACAGGGCUGUCUUACAAUGGUUACAAUAUGACAAUGGCCAAGUUUUUGACCCAUGAUGGCAAAACAUUCACUGAAGACCAAUGUUAUGAGGAAUCUGAUGAUGAGAAGAAAAAUUUUAUGCUUGCAAUAAUUAUAGCCUGUGCUAUGAUUGGUGUAGCUUUGCUUGCUUUGAUUAUCUUCUGUUGCCUGUGGAAAUGUAAAGUCGUUCCAAAGACUAAAACUGCAGAUUUGAAGCAUGAUUAUUAUAGUAGAGAUGUAGACAGCAUACUGUUCAGGGAGAAAUCAUUUAUGAGUAUAACAUCCAAUGAUAAAUCAGCUGCUCCCAAGUCUACUAAUCUGGAUUUUGGUUAUUACCAUGGAAAGAAGUCCCCAGUAGCUCCUCUUCCUCUCGACUUCUAAAGACUUGCUAGAUUUUCUUUUUAUAACAUAUAAAGACUGAAAAUUGUUAUAACACAUUACGACUGAAAAGGGCAAACAUGAAAUUGUUAACUUAAUAAA